AAACUAUUAAAUCAAAUGGGCAAAGAAAAGUAAUACAGUUUAAUAAGAUAUUUUGAUAUCUUAGCUCCUCCAUAUUAUUAAAAAAUAAAUCAAGACCAUUAUAAAAAGAAAACAGUAAUUGGAGGACUAUACUCUCUUUUAUUGAUGUCUGCAUCUAUAGGCUAUUUAAUGUAUUUACUCAUAUUCUUUUAUCAAGGAAAUAUUGCUCCUAAAUAUAAUCAAUAUGAAGAAUUUUUAGAUGAAGGAACAUAAUACACAAUUAAACUUAAAAAGCUUUAUAUUGAGCUAACUUAAGGUUCAAGAUAACUAUCUGAAAUAGAAUAGCAAAAUAAAAUUUAAUAUUUUGAUGUUUACCUUAAAAAUAUGGAAGACUAAUAAAUAAUAUAGUCAAACAAUUAUUAAAAUGGAGUAUCAUUUUUUGAUUAAAAUAAUACAAAUAUAACACUUUAAAGCAGUAUUAUGCCAUUUUAAGGUUAAAAUUAUGUAAUUUUGAUUUAAAAAUGCUCAUAAAAAUAUUUAAGAGAUGUUAAUUAUAGGUGUGCUAAUUAAGAUGAAAUCAACUAGCUGCUGUAAAAAAAUGAUAUUAGCAUAAUCACUUAUUUUGCAGAUAAAACAUUUUCUAUAAAAAAUAAAGGCCUAAAAGAUAGAUUAUUUAUAAAUUUUAGUUUUAUAAAUAACAAGUAUAAACAAUUUUCCAUGAUAAAUGCCAAAAUUUAAGAAACAUAAGUUUAAAAUGGAAUACUGUUUUAAUCUUCUUAAUAUUAUAAAUAAAUAUACGAUUUCAGUAUUUAAAAUUAUUAGAAUUCAGUAAAUCCUAGCGAUGGUGAAUAUAGUGAAAUUUUGAUUUAGUUAGAUAAUAUGGUAAGGUAAUCAUAAAUUCAAUACCCUGUUAUAUCAGAAAUAUUUGCAUAAGCUUGGGGUAUAGCAUCGUUAUUAUUACUAACUGGAUAUAUCUUCAAAUAUGUUACAAGAGCAACACUUGCCUAAGAUUUUUUAGGCAUAUAACUCAAGUAUUACUAUAAAAAGACAGCUUUAAGAUUAUUCGAACGUAAAGACAAUACAAAUUAAAGUAAUUUAGAAUUGCAUCAGUAAGCCGAAGCUAUAUCUAAGCAAAAUGAAGAAAUUUAAUAAGCUAGUUUCAAAAAGAACUUAAAAAGUUAUUUUAAAAUUUCUAAUUAUUAAAAAUGGAAAGUGUUUUUUUUUCCAAGACGCUGUCUAAGACGUAAGAAAAAUAUGACGAAAAAUGAAGAAUUGCUAGACAUUUUAAUUAAAUAAACAAGUAAAGACAUGUGUGUAUUUGAAAUGCAAAAAGAGUUUUUAAAACUAAGAGCAGCAAUCAAGCUUUUAUUAACUCCAGAGCAAUAUUCUGCAAUUCAUAUGUGUGGCUGCGAUUUGGUAUAAGAUGAGUAUAUUAACACUGAAAAAGAAAACAAUCCUUAAGGUGAAAAAAGUAUUGAUUAGAGCGAUAAAAGUGAAAAUAUCUCUAAUCUAUCAAGUUCAGAUAUAUAAAACCCUAUAAAUAGGUAGUAAUAUGACCAUUCAAUUAUUUAAAUAAAUUAGUAAAGAAUCUUAAAUCAUUUAGAGCUAAUGAAUAAAGUUGAUGUAGAUUCACUUUAUAGGUAAUAAUGCUUAGAAAAAUUUUUGAAUAGCUAUUAAAAAAGCUAAAGUAGUGACUAAUAAAUAGUUAACCAACGAAUAUUUAAUUGUAUGAUAGGAAUUUAAAAUUAUAAUUCUCAAUUAAUAAAUUCAUGA
Messenger RNA from Tetrahymena thermophila SB210, 1752 nucleotides. RefSeq names its product transmembrane protein, putative. Lineage: Eukaryota; Ciliophora; Oligohymenophorea; Hymenostomatida; Tetrahymenidae. The record is from RefSeq and is a predicted model, not a curated record. The transcript has 2 exons.